This is a messenger RNA of Diatraea saccharalis (sugarcane borer), 555 nucleotides long. The record is from the annotation of a GenBank genome assembly. NCBI's taxonomy places the organism in Eukaryota, Metazoa, Arthropoda, Insecta, Lepidoptera, Crambidae.
AUGUUUUCUUUUAAAACUAUCGUACUCAUCGCUGUGGCUUUUGCAACUGGAAUUGAAUGCAGUGGUGUACCUGCUAUAGCCGCUCCACUUGUAGCAUCUGCAGCUGUCGGAUAUGCUCAAGCGAUACCUCAAAAUAUUCCACCUUUUGCAUCACAAGUUAGCGUUGUCAAUAGAGCGUUUAGUCCUCUAUUAGCCGCUCCAGUUGCUCCGUUGGCUGCUAGGAUUGCUGCACCGUUAGCUGCCCCAGUUGCUGCACCUCUAGCGGCUCCAGUCGCUGCGCCUCUAGCUGCCCGGAUCGCUGCACCCCUAGCUGCUCCAAUUGCUGCACCUCUAGCUGCCCCGGUCGCUGCGCCUCUAGCUGCUACCUACGCUGCUGGUGUCGCUGCACCCUACGCUGCUGCUGUCGCUGCGCCCUACGCUGCUGCGCCAUUCGCUCCUGCACCCUAUGUAGCUGGUCCCGCGCCAUACGCCCUUCCUGGAUCAUAUGCUGCACCUUUCCCUUAUUCAGCGCCCCUUAUUCGUUCUCCUUAUCUCGCCCCAGCAUUUGUGCGAUAG